AUGAGAGGUUGGCACCCGAACCUCCCCGGUUACCUUACCAUCUGGUGUUAUCUGGCGCAAGUAGCAUACUCGGUUGGCUUCCUGACGCAGGGCUGUCAGUUGAACUGGGAGUACGAGGACGGCGAGGCCCGGACGUACUGUCUCGACCACGUAUGUAACAUUAACGCCUACACCGCGAUCCCAUUGGACUGGUGUAUUGCAGAUGUCGACGGUGUCUUGACUCCUCGGAGGAUGGGAAAUUUUCGACAGCGGUGCUUCGAUUGCAGAGUCACGGAAGAUCGCUACCAUCUAGGUUGUGAUUGCAUCAAAUUCGACGGAACUAUCGUUUACAGCGAGAUCAACAUAAAUGAUGUGCUCUAUAACUGGUGGGGUUGGCUCUCCUGUUUCGGUUAUUAUGAGAAGUUUUACGAGCGUGAUUACCCCUGUAAACAUGAAAUCGGCUGGAUGCCCGACGCUUCGGUUCCCGACAUGACCUGCGCGCACGGCUGUCCUGAAGUCAAGCCCUCAAGUUGGACUAGGCUUGAUAUCCCGGCGAUGGCAAACGUGAGCUCCGGUAACGCCUCGGAUGCACUGGUACGCUUCUCGAAAGUCGCUGGUGAAUCGGGACCUCGACCGGAACUUUCAACGGAAGAUGGAUAAACAAGGGGACGUUCACAUCAGUCGAGAUGAUCUUGUAAUCGACACAAGCCAAAUCUGUCAACGUGGGGCUGGUAUUGGGGGAAGCUCCCUGUCAUUCCGCCCAGCUCUCUAUCGUUUACGCUUAGGACGGCUAUUCGCAGACACAUAUUAGUCAUGUGGUAGAAACAUAGAUAAAGAUAGAGAAUGAAUUAAUGAUUUUCCUUCAACGCCUACCCCUUUUUCCUAUAUCGUAAAUCCA
Molecule: messenger RNA, 877 nt
Organism: Annulohypoxylon truncatum
Lineage: Eukaryota; Fungi; Ascomycota; Sordariomycetes; Xylariales; Hypoxylaceae
Exons: 3
Coding region: 1-639 (212 amino acids)
Source: RefSeq, a predicted model, not a curated record